CUUGACUGUGAGAGCUGCGGAGCUGAGCAGGAGGAUUUUCAUGGAGGGAGUUGAAUUCUUUCAUUCUGACAUCGUUCAGGUUUGAAAUCAAAGCUCCGGUGAAAGUGGCAGAAGAAUGAAAACAUGUGAAAAAGAGAACCACACACACACACCUGAGUCCUGUGUAAAGAUCUGAGGAGUGAGAUGAUCCCCGAGUCCACAGCUGCAGCUGAGUCCAGGUCCUCAGAGCAGACUAAGAAAUCGCACGAUGAGGCUAACUCCUCUGGUGCUGUCAAUCAUUCUGAGGACGAGUCGGGAAACGAGAAUCAACAGAAGAACGUGAGAAGACGGAAAAGAGCUCACAAGGGCUCAGAGAAUGUCAAACGCAAAAGGGCCAGAGCCGGCUGCAGCCGCGUCGGCAGAGCGAGAGGCCGCCGCGGUAAACGGAGACAUGUGGAGAACGUCACCCUGUUCGAGGUUAUCACAAUGGGCAGGAGUGCCAUGCGGGCGGUGAUAGACGACUGGAUUCAGGCUUAUGUGACGGACAGGGACUCGUCUCUCCUCGAUCUCAUCAGCUUCUUCAUCCACUGCUGUGGAUGCAAAGGUGUGGUCACAGCAGAGAUGUGUCAGAGCAAAGAGGACAGUGAUGUGAUGAGUAAGAUGGUGGAGGAGCUGGACGAGGUGGCGAGUAUGCAGUAUAAAAAGUUUCUGGCCUUCCCGUGGAUCCUCACAGUGACGUGGCCCAUGGACACAGACAGCGUGGAGUAUCCCCUCACACAGUCAGGUCCGUACGGUCGCUGGUUCCACUCCGAGUUCUGUGACUUCGUGUCGGUGCUGGUGGCUCAGUGUCAGCACAGCGUCCUCUUCGACAGUUACCUGAUGAACACGCUGAUCUCGCUGCUCACGGAGCUGUCGAACUCUUACAUACGGGCCUUCAGACACACCUGUACGCUCGCAGCGGUGAAGCUGUUGAGUGCUCUGGUGGGCGUGGCUCUGAGCCUGAGUGUCGGAAUUGAAAACAGUCAGAAGCUGUGCAAGGUGCAGAAGACAAAGACCACGCGACAGAAAGUCACGCCGCAGCUGGAGAGAGUACAGAAGAAGAUCGCAGAGCUGCAGGGGAAGAGGGUGGAGAUAGAGAGCAUGAUGGACAUCGUCUUUAAAGGGGUUUUUCUCAAGAGAUAUCGCGAUGUGCUUCCAGAAAUUCGCUCUAUCUGCGUGGAGGAGUUGGGUUUGUGGAUGAAGCUCUACAGUUCUGAGUUCCUGAACGACACCUACCUCAAAUACAUGGGCUGGAUGAUGUACGACAAAAUACCAGAUGUGCGUCUCAAGUGUGUGCUAGGUUUGCAGCGUUUGUUUGAGGAUCCUCUGCUUCUCCCCAAACUUGAUCUGUUCACCAGCCGCUUCAAGGGGCGGUUGAUCUCCAUGACGCUGGACAGGGACAAUGAAGUGUCCGUUCAGACCAUGAAGCUGCUGCUUCUCAUCUCCAGAACAUGUGAUGAUGUGCUGAGUCCAGGCGACUACAAGCAGCUGCUCCAGUUGGUUUACUCCUCACAGCGACCUCUAGCAGCCGCUGCAGGGGAGCUGCUCUACUUGAGGCUUCUCAGCUCUGGAGGUCAUACGUCUGAUUCCCAGGACGAAAUAAAUGAGGAGGAGGCGCAUAGACUCCAAACAUCUGCCAGACUGAAGUCUCUGCUUCAGUAUCACCAGGAGUCUGAGCUGCACAAACACGUAGUGUACCUGGUGGACAGCCUGUGGGACUGUGGCGGAGCUCUGCUGAAGGACUGGGCUGCACUCACGUCCCUACUGCUGCAGGAACCGUCCUCACACGGUCCGGGUCUUACACUUGCAGAACAGGCACUGCUCGUCGAGAUCCUGGUGGCGUCGGUGCGUCAGGCCUCAGAGGGACCAGCCCUGGCCGGUAGAAGUGGAGCGAAGAAGGCAAUGAACGCCAGAGAAAAGAAGCUUCAGAUCGAUGACUGCACUAAACUCACCCAACAUCUCCUCACUGUUCUUCCAAAGCUACUGAAUAAGUUUUCAAGUAGCGCAGACGUCGUUGCCUCGCUUUUGAGGAUUCCUCAGUUCUUCAUCCCUGAGUGUCCUGAGGCUGAAAACACACAGGCGCUUUCCAGCCUGGUGGCAGAGCUGGGAGCUGUGCUGGACUUCCACUCGGGCCCCGCUGUUGUGGAGGCAGCGGCUCGCACGUACCUGAGUCUGUGUGGAGGGGAGACGUCCUGUGGCUCCGUGGCGCGGGACGCCAGAGACUCUCUGGUCCAGACCUGGGUGGACAAACUGACAGCUCUGCUGGAGGACUCUUUGCAGGUGGGCGACUGUUUCUCUGCAGAUGAGGAGAAAACCGAAGACAUUUUAUCCACGCUGAGGAAACUCAGAGCUUUCCACAACUGUCACGACCUCGCUCGGUGGAGUCUGUUCCAGCUGCUCUCUCCUCUCCUGUCAGCAGGAGGAGCUCCACCCGAGGUUCUGAUGGAGGUUCUGCAGUGUCUGUGUUUCUUCAUGAUCUGGUCCCUCAAUGGGAGCAGUGGAACUCUAACAUCCAGAGAGAAGGCUGUGGCCCAGAGGCUCCAGCUGCGUCUGUUCUGUGAGCGGAGUCAUCACUGUCUCUCUCACUCCGACCACAGCGUCAGACACCAGGCUUUCCUGGGUGUGUGCGACGUCCUGGUGGCUCAUUCCUACCAGACCCAUGUGUGGGAUCCCACCUCCUUCGGUCCGCUGCUCCACACGCCCAGUCCCAAACUGCAGAGGGCGCUGUCGACCUUUGUAUGCAUGCACGUCUUUGUUGGCUCAGACUGCGACAGUCAGAGCAGAGUCAGCGGAGGCUCCGAGGUGGAGAGGCUGGAGGACCUUCACAGACGGAGAAAUCUGCUGGCGGCCUUCUGCAAACUGAUAGUGCACGGGGUGCUGGAGAUGAGCACGGCAGCUGAGGUCUUCAUGUAUUACACAAAGUAUUAUAACGACUUUGGAGACAUCAUCAAGGAGACCAUGUGCAGGGCCAGACAGACGGAUAAGAUAGAGAGUUCUCGCACACUAGUCCUCUGUUUGCAACAGCUGUUUGUGCGACUUAAAAAGGAGCAGCAGAGCGGUGGCAGGGCUCAAGCCGGAGUCCAGACCUUCACCAGCAUCAAGGAGCUGGCCAGGCGCUUCGCCCUCACCUUCGGGGACCCUGUCAAGUUUCGGGAGUGCGUCGUCGUGAUGCACAGGACGGGGAUCGAGUUUGUGUUCCAAGAGUUUAUCCAGAUCCCGGAGACACCGACGCCACCGCUCCUCUCGUACCUGACCAUCCUCAGCGAGUUCUCCAGCAAGCUGCUCAAACCAGACAAGAAGACGGUGUUCAUGUACCUGCAGAAACACACAGCGGAGCUUUUCAUAAACCUCAGAGACGAGUGCUGGCAGCCGCUCGUCUACUAUCGGGCUUCCCUGCUGACCGCGGCUGAAGGGGAGGAUGCUGUGUCCGGUGUCAGCUCCGACAGGAAGCCCUGCCUGCCCAAUCGCUCUCCCUUCUCCAAACAGAAACUAGAAGGAAGUAAGUCUCCCUGCCAGUUCAGCCCCGUCGACUCCAAAGUGUGCAAAGGUCACAGAUCUACAUUCAGUCCAAGUCAUCAGGAGAAAACAACAGACGUGGAUCCCUUAUCUAUUCCACUGGAACCUGCUGCACGAGGUGUUUACCCAGAGGGGUCUGUCCUCAGCUCGAGCAACGAGGCGGAGGACGACACUGUGGAGAUCGAGCUUUGAAUUCGAGGAGGUUGAGGAAUAUCAGAAUUGAGGAACAACAGCGAGUGACUUUAGCUUAUUUUUUGUGUUCUGUGUUCAGACGUCCAGACCUACCAGCAUCCAAAGUUCCUCAGCGUUACGUAUAUUAUGAUUUUUAAGAGGAGACCAGCUUUAAGGAUUCAUGUUCUGUCUUCAAAUCCCAAAAACAGACCAAUGAAUUGGUAAAUGGACUCUAUUUAUAAAGGAGCUUUUCUAGUCUUAUGGACAACACAAAAAGCUUCACAGUAAAAGUCCCAUUUGCACAUUCACGCAGCGCUUCAGUGGCAAUUAGGGGCUCAUUAUAUGUCCAACUUUAGAAUGCAGACUGGAGAAGCCGGGGAUUGAACCACUGCUCUCUGGUGAGUGGACAACCCUCUAUCUCCUGAUGACCAAUUCAAAUGACUGUUGUCUGUGUAGCCAAAAAACGAUCUUUAGAGCUGUUAUAUCUUUGCCAUUGUGUUGUAUUGUCGUCCAGAAGGUAUUGAAAACACAUUGAUAGUUAAUGUUCCCUAGCUACAACAAACAUGGGAAAACCCACUGUCGUCCUGUGAUAAACACUCUGUAGAACUCCUGACCCUGAAAGUAGGCCCUGGAUAAUUGAAUCAUGUUCAAGUAACAUUUGUUAAGCAUUUAAGUGCUCAGCUGUUAUAGAGAACAAGUUGCCCUAUUCAAAAUCAGGUAUUAUAAGCUAAGAUGAUCCUCCGUAGAGGAAAUUCCCAAAUGACACAGCAGCAUAAGGAAGGAGCAGCACAAGGGGAUGAUAUAGUGGGAAUAAAAAUAUGAAUCAAAAACAGAAAUAUAAAUAUACAUAUAUAUAUUAAAAAAUGUGCAAUAUAAGGAUGAUGGUUGAGAUCCAUUUUAACCGAAUCCAGUGGGUGUAAAUUUGUCUUUUUUUAUAUUUAUGGUAUUUAUUGAAAAUAAUAAACAGAAAAUCACCAGGUUUACUCUUAACAAUAAAUAAUGCCAAGUACAAGUUGAAUUUAACAUUUUGCAGUUGGACUUGAGCAGCAACUUUUAUCUGUGUGUACAGAUUUUCCUUUAUCGCUUUCACAUGUCGAUUGUAUGUGAAAGUUACUGCUGACACCAAGUGAUUUAUUUGUUCAUUUGGAUCAAACUCAGGUCUAUGAUUGGUCUUUGUUUAUUAUCUGGGGUUGGUUAAGAAUUAUGCCUCUACCACUUUAUUAUUUCUCCUUAUAGGAAAUGCUGGGUUUAAGUUCCCUUAAAACUACCUAUGUAUUGUAAAGUAAAAUAAAUAAAAAAAUACAUUUUACAAAGUGA
Platichthys flesus (European flounder) is the source of this 5022-nucleotide messenger RNA. RefSeq names its product cohesin subunit SA-2. Gene Ontology annotation, cellular component: chromatin; nucleus; cohesin complex. Lineage: Eukaryota; Metazoa; Chordata; Actinopteri; Pleuronectiformes; Pleuronectidae. Gene Ontology annotation, molecular function: chromatin binding. Bases 184 to 3726 code for a protein of 1180 amino acids. Gene Ontology annotation, biological process: sister chromatid cohesion. The transcript has 32 exons. The record is from RefSeq and is a predicted model, not a curated record.